AUCUAACAGUUCGAUAGGUUGUGGGUUCGAUCCCCAUGGGCUUCGUCUUCUUUUUUUUGUCCUCUACACUCUUCCGAAGCAUAGUGAGGCUGCUGAAGUUUGGAAUGUGGCGGAGAAGGAUUUUUUGGUCUUGCAGGCCACUACCCCGCAAUUAUCCGUACAGUAGCGAAGUAUGUACGCAGCUAGCUUUCUCUGCGCGCAGAAGGCUUGGUCUUAAUCUUUGGAUCCUUUUCGCUCUUCCAGAGUAGAUUGUGGCUAUCAAAUUCUAGAGAUGCAUCUUCCGCUGGACGCACGUGUUGCAGAACUGCGUCGCAACCAGCCUUCCAACGGCAGA
Messenger RNA from Alternaria rosae, 334 nucleotides. RefSeq lists its product as uncharacterized. The record is from RefSeq and is a predicted model, not a curated record. The transcript has a single exon. Bases 36 to 248 code for a protein of 70 amino acids. Lineage: Eukaryota; Fungi; Ascomycota; Dothideomycetes; Pleosporales; Pleosporaceae.